AUGGGUGCAGAGGGUGGCAUUCGCGAUAAGUUUGCUUUCUGCCAACAAACCUUCUUCACCUUCAAUGGCAGAACAUACGAGCAGAUCAAAGGAACGCCGAUGGGUUCGCCAAUAUCCAGCCUGGUUGCAGAACUAGUCCUGAAGGAACUGGAAAAAGUCGCCUUCGAGCACUAUGAACCUGCAUUUUGGCGCCGGUACGUGGACGACACGUUCGUUAUAAUUGAAAGGAGCAGGCCGGCCGACUUCCAAGACCUGCUCAACGGCAUCUUCCCGGACAUUCAGUUCACAGGGGAAGAAGAGCAUGACGAACAGCUGCCUUUCCUUGACGUUCUCGUCACACGCACACCCAACGGCGAACUCAACACCACGGUGUACAAAAAGGCGACUAACACGACUCAGAUUCUCAACUACCACAGUAACCACCCAAUGGCGCAUAAACGCAGCUGUGUUAGGACACUCUUCCAAAGGGUAAAAACGCACUGCAGUGAACCCGAGGGACGAGUAUGA
Spirometra erinaceieuropaei is the source of this 507-nucleotide messenger RNA. The record is from the annotation of a GenBank genome assembly. NCBI's taxonomy places the organism in Eukaryota, Metazoa, Platyhelminthes, Cestoda, Diphyllobothriidea, Diphyllobothriidae.